CUAAGGAAGGAAGGGCAUGGCCCUGCGAGCAGCCACGACGAGGCUCGCGUCCUCCAGCCGCCGCCUCUGCCACGGCCACCUCCCAAUGUUCGAGUUGCUGCUCCCGUGUCGUGAUUGGAGACCGUGUCCUUCUCCAACUGCAAUCAAUGGAUUUCCCUACCCGGAUUUGAGUCGCCUGGUAUAAGAAGGAAGGGUCCUCGGCCGGAAUCUCCAUCAGGUUGCGUCCUUGGACCAGAAGCUCCAUCAAAUCAAUCCCAUCGAAAUUGCAAUUUUCGUCGAAACAUCCAAUGUCGCCGCCGAGUUCGCUGGAGGAAGAAAACCUCCCUGCGCUCGUCAAGACGCCCUCGCCCUCGCCUACGUCAUCUCCACAUCGUACUUGCUUUCCCUGGCUCUGCUUGACCUCCUCCUCCUUGCUCACGUUGCCGCCGUGGCGCGCCGCUUCGGCCUUCCAUCCAUGUCUGCCGCCACGCGCCUUCUACGAGGUAUGCUGCGUCGUUGCUAACCGUUGGAGAAGCUGCCCACUCCAUGUGUAGUUACGUCAAGGCAACGGCCCUGUUGCACAACGACGUCGGGGAGCACGACCCAAAGCACAAGCUCGACGACCUUAGGGAGCAAAGGAGUGGGUACGCGGCGUCCAGAACGAGCACCCUGUCCACGGCGUCUUGUAUGUCGGCCUUGGUCGCCGUUGUCAAUGGCGAAGAGCACGGGCUAUGCGCAGAGACCUGAAGGCAUGUGGAGGAUAGAGCAGCGGGUAGCGGCGCCGCUCCUGGAGUCCUGGUUGCCGUGCAGUGCAGGAAGAAGAAGAUCGAGUCAAGAAGAAGAGCGGCAGCGGGUCGCAAUUUCUGUUCUAUGCACGACGGAUGUUCAAUUUCUUCUCUGCCCGAGAUGCCAUCGGGAAUGCCCAGAUAUGGCCAAGGUGCCGCCGGAGGCCGCGCCCACCUUGCACAUAUGCCCGGCGUCGCCACCGUUUUGGUCUGUCCUGUCAGCGUCGCCAUUUAUUUUCUUGGCUGAGAUGUUGCUGACGCCGCCCAGUUUUGAUCGGGAAGUCGUCGCCGGCGCGUUGGACAGAUGCAGCUACCGAGUUAAGGAUGAUGUUUCUUUCCUUGAAGCUAUAUCUUCGUUGGUGUUCAGAAACCAGUGAACUACCAAGCGUGAAAAAAAUCCCACAGCAACAGCGCUAACAAGAUACUACAUUGUUCAGAAACCAGUGUACCAUUGAUCCUACUACAAUAUGUACUGCCUGUUUAGAUCGGUUAAGGGCCAAUUUCAAUCAAGCAUAUACUGUAACAGUUAACUGCAGCAGUAAAUAAUCAUCUUCAGUUGGUGUU
This is a messenger RNA of Triticum urartu, 1328 nucleotides long. NCBI's taxonomy places the organism in Eukaryota, Viridiplantae, Streptophyta, Magnoliopsida, Poales, Poaceae. The record is from RefSeq and is a predicted model, not a curated record.